AUGUCAUCCAACUGCCUAAAGUUGCUAACCCAAAGAUAUUCCCACUGCCUCCUACAUCACUGUUUUGAUGCCGAUAUUGAAGUUACUCGAACCAAGGAAAAAAAGGCGUCAGACAAGCCGUCUAUACAUUCACCUAGACUGUUAAAUUAUUUCUUCCUUGCAUCCAAUAUCUAUCUAUCUAUCUAUCUAUCUAUCUAUCUAUCUAUCUAUCUAUCUAUCUAUCUAUUUUCUCCGACUUCACUUGAGAUUUGUGCAAAGCUAAGUAAAUAUCUAUCUAUCUAUCUAUCUAUCUAUCUAUCUAUCUAUCUAUCUAUCUAUACACAAACACAUACACAUAUUGUAGCCUUCCGACAUCUAUCUAUCUAUCUAUCUAUCUAUCUAUCUAUCUAUCUAUCUAUCUAUCUAUUUAUUUAUUUAUUUAGAGAUAGCAAACUUCAUCAAUAUUCCAGUACUCUCCUUGCGUUCUUUUUCGCUCACUCUCCUGAUGAUUUAUUUGUUGGGCACUUGAACGCCUUUUAUUCUUUCCUGUUUUUCUUUUAUGCAAUUAUUAAUCUUUGGACCAAAGUUUCCAAUCUUUUUCUCUUCACCGUCGUUUCGUAUUUAUUUGUUUUCUUCGUUUCUCUCUUUUCCCAUUCAUCGGCGCUGGGUGCGUCAAUCAUUGCAAUAAAAUUGAAUUGCUUUGAUAUCUAUCUAUCUAUCUAUCUAUCUAUCUAUCUAUCUAUCUAUCUAUCUCAUUUGCUAUCUAUCUAUCUAUCUAUCUAUCUAUCUAUCUAUCUAUCUAUCUAUCUAUCUAUCUAUCUAUCUAUCUAUCUGCGGUAUAUACCAAUAUCUUGA
Messenger RNA from Acanthosepion pharaonis, 834 nucleotides. The record is from the annotation of a GenBank genome assembly. Lineage: Eukaryota; Metazoa; Mollusca; Cephalopoda; Sepiida; Sepiidae.